Molecule: messenger RNA, 1374 nt
Organism: Phaeoacremonium minimum UCRPA7
Lineage: Eukaryota; Fungi; Ascomycota; Sordariomycetes; Togniniales; Togniniaceae
Product: putative sugar transporter protein
Exons: 5
Coding region: 1-1374 (457 amino acids)
Biological process (GO): transmembrane transport; carbohydrate transport
Cellular component (GO): membrane
Molecular function (GO): carbohydrate:proton symporter activity
Source: RefSeq, a predicted model, not a curated record
AUGGCACUAUCCAGAUUCAAGCAGCCGUAUUUCGGCUUGAAGGGCGGAUGGCUGACGUUCUGGAUUACUGUUGCAUGCGCUACAGACAUGUCUUUGUUCGGUUAUGACCAGGGUGUUUUCAGUGGCGUCGUCAUCUCUGAUGAUUAUCUCAAAGUCCAUAAUCUCGAAGGCGACGACAAGACAGAUCUAAGUGCCAUUGUUACGUCAAUCUACGCUAUUGGCUGUACAGUAGGUGCGAUUGUUGCCUUCUCCAUAGGCGAGGGCAUGGGUCGCAAGAAGAGCAUCAUCUUUGGUACCACAAUCAUGACUAUCGGUGCUAUUCUUCAAGCAUCUUCGUUCAGCGUUGCUCAAAUGAUUGUCGGGCGUAUCGUCAGUGGAUGGCUUAUUGCCCACGGCCGUGAGAAAGAAGCAGCACAAAUUCUGGCUGACCUCGACAACAAGUCCAUUAACGACCCUUUCAUUAUCGCUGAGAGAAAGGAAAUCAUUUACAGCGUGGAAUAUGAGAGGAAGAAUGCGAUCAGAUGGAGAGAUAUUCUCCGUGGUCGGACGCAGCAAGGCACAAAGACAAUUCGCAGACUUCUUCUCGGUGCUGGCACUCAGGCUCUUCAGCAAUUUGGAGGUAUCAACAUCAUGAGCUACUACCUGCCUACCCUUCUUAUAAACUCCGUUGGACUCGAGGAUAGCAUGGCUCGACUAAUCGCUGCUUGUGCAUCUGUCGCAUACUUGUUUGCAUCGGGCAUUGCUGCACCAAUGGUAGAACGCUUCGGACGUCGAAUCAUGAUGAUCGUCUCUACAGCCAUCCAGUUCUUCUGCUUCCUGAUGAUGACCAUACUGCUCUACUACAAUGAGAAGCCGGGCUAUCCCCAUUCGCAAGAGGUGGCCAAAGCAUCCGUUGUAUUCUUCUUCAUCUACUACAUGGGUUUCGGUUUGGGCAUGCUUGGCAUCCCUUGGCUAUAUCCAACUGAGAUCAACUCUCUGCCGAUGCGAACUAAGGGUGCAGCUGUCGCCACCGCGACGGACUGGUUAACGAACUUUAUCGUGGUCGAAAUCACACCUGCAGGCAGCAAGAAUCUGGGCUGGAAGUUUUACAUUAUCUUCACAGUUCUUAACGCCGCAUUCAUGCCGAUCCUGUAUCUUUUCUACCCUGAGACUUCUGACCGAACUCUUGAGGACUUGGACGCCUUCUACAGAGACAACCCGCCGCUAAUUGUUGUGGGUCAUAAGGACUCAACCUCGCGGAGACGGCCUGCCAAGUAUGCAGAGUGGCAGAAUCGGGAUAUUGAGGAAGCUGCAGUGGCCACUGGCGCCAUGCGACGGGACUCUGACAAGGCUGUCCCUGAGACUGCUCACAAUGAGACGGAGAAGCAAUCAUGA